CGAUGCGGAGGCGGCAUGUCGGUCAGCAGCUCGGGGGAGUCACGUCUUUCAAAAUUUCUCUACUACCACUACGAGGAGUUUAAUUCGACUUUUCAUCGUCCUCGAGACGUGGAAUGUGGAUUAAUUUGAAAAACGAUCGUAAAGAAUGGGAUCAUGGUUAGUUGUGGUGGCCUGUCUUUUUGGCUUGGCCGCCUCAAACUAUCCCGUUUUCGAUGUCAACACCCAGAUGCAGCUUCUUCUCGUACCGGCGGACGCGAGAAUCGGCUCGGUCAUCUACAGGCUCAGGGCAACGGAUUCAGACAGAGAUUACCCCUUGAUGUUCGCAGCUACAGAUUAUGGUUCGUACGUCAUUAAAAUCGACAAUCUACCGUGUCAGAAGAAUUCUUCAUUCUGCGAGGCGAACGUGUUCCUCGAAAGGACUCUCAUCCCCGGUCAACUCUUUAAAUUUCGCGUUACCGUUCGGGACACGAAAGGAGACACGACCACUCUUCCAGUUUCAAUCAAAGUCACUAACGGAAUAACCGAUUUCAACGAAGUCUUCCCUCACGUACCGGGCGUCGUCAUGAUACCAGAGAGCACAAAAGUUGGGACUGAAUUAGAAUACGUGAUUGUCAAAAAGAAUCCAAGAUCCGUUAGAAAAGCGAACCUCGAGUUGUGGGGAUCUCCUGAAUUCAAGUUCGUACAGAGUUCUAAAAAGGACACGACAACUGGUAUCAUCACUCUUGCUGCACCUUUGGACUACGAGACGAAAACAAUGUACAGAUUGUCCGUCUUUGCCACGGGUAUGUGGGUCGAUUUAGCGACGGAUACGAGGAACAUAGCCGGUUUUCAGCUCGUGAUUGUAGUCUCCGACGUCCAGGACACCCCUCCGGUUUUCGACCACAUCGAACCGAUAACCAAACUCAAUCCGAACCUAACUGAGGGCGAGGUGGUUCUGAGAGUCACGGCAAGGGAUGGAGAUAAGGGCUCCCCCAGGCCGAUAAAAUACGGGCUCGUGUCCGAGGGAAACCCCUUCACCGUAUUUUUCGACAUCGAUCAAGACACAGGUGAUAUUCGUCUGGUAAGGCCGUUGAAAGAGCUGACAUCCAUAUCCCGAUCUCACCAGCCGAUUUUGCUGACCGUUAUUGCCGAAGAACAAGUCGUAGGCGGCAAAGACCACUUGACCGAUAUAUCAUCCACUGCAACCGUUGCUCUUCUUCUCGGCCAGUUAGGAAAUACUCCUCCUUAUUUCGCGAGCCACAAUUAUGUCACCCACGUAGCAGAAAACAGCAUACAAGGAACUGCUCUUGUUUUCAACGAUCCUUACAUCACCGAGGUCAAAGACAAUGAUAUGGGGAAACACGGCGUCUUUUCCUUGACAUUAGAAAACAACAACGGGACAUUCGAAAUAACGCCCAAUGUCGGAGAGAGGCAGGCAUCUUUUAUCAUAAGAGUCAGGGAUAACACCUUGCUGGACUAUGAAGUCAACAAAGAACUCAGUUUUAAAAUUUGGGCCAAAGAAUUGAGUCCAGAUCAAAAGCCGCUUUCGACAUCCGUUAAUGUUGUCGUUUAUGUAAUGGACGUCAACGACAACCCUCCAAUCUUCUCCCAGAGUAACUAUUCGAGCCAAGUUGCUGAAAAUGCCACUGCAGUUACUCAAUUGGCCAAGUUUGAAGCCACAGACGUUGACACAGGUGAUGGCGGGAUCAUCAAAUACACAGCAGUGUUGGGUAUGAAAAAUACAUCGCUCUCCCUUCACCCGGACACGGGCGUUUUGAAAAUCGCAACCGACACCCAUGGAUUUGACAGAGAAGAAUCCAGCAGUUAUCAAUUUUUCAUCGAAGCCAAAGAUAUGAAAGGAUCUGGAAACAGAGCGACCGUCCCGUUCACUUUGUACAUUCUCGACGUCAACGAUGAAACCCCGACGUUUGAAAAAUCCCCUAUAGAAUUUAUUUUAGGUCCGGGGGGUACUAAUUUUUCACAGAGAGCAUUUAUCAAGGCGACAGACGCUGACGCAGAAUCGCCCAACAAUAUCGUCAGGUACGAAAUCGUCAGUGGGAAUUACGACAGCAGGUUCAUACUAAUUGCAGAAACCGGCGAACUCCUCGUCAACCCUAGGGUCAGGGUCUCGAGGCAGACGAAAGAUUCUGUUUCCGAUCUCCUCGUCCGUGCUUACGACUUAGGUGUACCGACGAGAUGGUCGACGGCUCAACUCAGGAUUUUCCCGGCGGAAUCUAACGCGAGAGUGAUGCGUUUUUUGGUGCCAGGACGUAACCCCGAUCGACGAGCCGUGCAGCAGCUUUUGUCAGACUUGACCGGUGCCAGGGUUGUAAUACAUUCAAUCGAACCCUAUAACCAGCCUUACUACCCGGGACAAACCACAGACUUAACCUCAGGAGGCAUCAACGGUGAAAGGAGUGUCGUAACAGCAACUGUGCUGUAUAACAACAACGCUGUAAUCGAUCUGGACAGUCUCCAGAAGAAGCUGAACAACAAUCGGACCGCCCAGUUGCUAACAGACGAAGUGACGGUGUACAGAAGCGAAACAAGGACAUUAUUUUGGAUACUGAUGAUCCUUCUGAUUCUUAUAGCUUUGGCUUUACUCACUCUUUUGCUCUGCUGUUGUUGCGAGUGCUGCCCUUUUUACGCGUUCUUCAACAGACUAGUGAGAAGGAAAAGCGCAGUACAGGCAGUAAAUACGGUAACUUAUACGGAAAAAGAGAAGGAAAACAAAUCUGUUCAAGCUGAGUGGAUUCAAAAUGGAAGGAAAGAAGCGUGGAGUGCUGAUCAGCCAAGAAGAAACUGGCACUUUAACCGUAGAAAUAGCGGCAAUAAAAUUUUAUUGAUGGCAGAAAGACAACCGCCGCCUAAUAUAAUAUAUACGAGAGAGGUUGGUGAGGUUCAGAGGCACAACAACGAUCUUUUUGUCGAAGAUGUCGACGGGACCGAAUAUAGGAUCUUGGAUGCUUCAAAAUUAGCGAUCCACCCACACCAUAUUCAGAAUAAUUUGCAGGUGCCGCUUAGACAGGAGAUCCCGAGGCAAGGGGUGGAAGGGAGGCCACCUUCCAGGGACGAGAGAUUCAUACGAGACGGAAACGCAGAGAUUUUAAGGCUCGUGACGAGAGGCAGAGAUGAAGAAGAAGACGAAGACGGAGCUCCGACCAUCAACAGACCAGAAAGACCUUUUACGAUGGAGCACAAACCCGAGGAAAACGAAGGAAAAGUCGACAUCAUGAGAAGGUUCAUCGAAGAGUCCGACACCUCCGAACAGCCAGAGGCGAAAGAGGAGACGGAAAAUGAAAAUAACGAGCAUAUAAUGAGAAGGGUUAUGGAAUUUGACGACAAACAGUUGUCAACGGCAGACGUCAGUCGGCUGACGACUAUACAGAGGGAUUUACUCCUCACCAGAUUUCUAGUAGAAGAACACAGAAGGACGAGGAACGCAAAUAUUGCCGACGACACGCAAAGCCUUCCGGGAGUCGUGGCAAUGGCUACCCAAACCGACUCUCACGCCCAGACACAAACAGAACGGGCGUACUUCUCAAAAAGAAAAACGAAAAGCGACAACGACGAGUCGUUCUCUGACUCCGAGGAAAAUUGCAGGAGGCGUUUUAAAAGGAACGCGAGAUUCAGACUACAAGAAGAAGACACGUUUCAGAACCGCAGUACAGAUAUUAAAACACCAAUAAUCGAAGAGGCAGAGCUUCCUUCCGAUCUUAAAACCCUCAAUUCAAAAACUGGUCAAAUAUUUACGGAAACUAAAGCGAGUCUGCUGCGCCACGCUGCAACCAAAGUAAGACUGGGAGAUGACCACGAAUCAGACAGUAACCUUAGCAAACCAAAUCACGCUUUGUACAGAAUGAGAUCGAUGAGCGAUCAAGACAUCAACUUAUCUGCCAAGCACAGGGAAAACGUAGUAAGAUCCCUUCAGGUAACACCGAUGAAACAAAUCAGUAUAACGAAUAAUGUGCUCGUCGAACACGUCGUCCACCCAGACUCUCCGACUUCGGAGCAGAAACAAAGCGAAAGUUCGCAGGAAGAGAACGUCAGACAUGAAAGAAAAUCACGCGUCGCCUCUGUACCCUCUACCCUGACAGUCCGUCCGCCUGUUAAAAGACAGUCCAGUUCUGAACCCAGGACACCGUCGCGACAGUCCUCCAAAGAGACGGUACGGAGGAGCUCGUCUCAAGAAAAGGAAGCCGCGCCUAGGUACAUGGAAUGGUACAAAAAGAAAAGAGAGAUGAGGGAAGAGGAAAAACGUAAACAAAAAAACGGAGUCAAACCCCAACAAAACAGGGCAAAAAACACCCAAAGGAAAAACGUGCAAAAAGCGCCUCCAGUCGUUGAAGUCGACGAGGAGAAAGACCAAGUGUCCCUGAUAAAAAACGCCCCUCUCAGACUGGAAGACGUCGAACAAGAGUCGCAUUUUUUCACUCUAAUGAACGUGGCAAACGAAGUCAACUCGAAAAGCAAAAACGAGGAAGACAGAGAUUCGGGGAUCGCUGUUCAAUAUACGAUUGGGCCGAACAUGACUUCGCUCAGGAAUCAACAGGCGUUAGAAAAGAAGAGUAUAUUCACAAUUGCCUACAACGACAUGGAAACGAAACAAAUCAGAAUCGAUACCGCGUCCCCUCCUUAAUCUAAUCUUCCUGUACAUAAGAUUAAAGAAAAAGUUAAUUUUAAUAUACUUUGUGAGACAUUGUGAUAGUUAUUAUUGUUUAUAUGUGUAUAUUAACGGCCACUGCCUUAAGAUGUAA
Molecule: messenger RNA, 4736 nt
Organism: Cimex lectularius (bed bug)
Lineage: Eukaryota; Metazoa; Arthropoda; Insecta; Hemiptera; Cimicidae
Gene: Cad86C
Product: cadherin-86C
Exons: 20
Coding region: 146-4618 (1490 amino acids)
Biological process (GO): homophilic cell-cell adhesion
Cellular component (GO): plasma membrane; cell-cell junction
Molecular function (GO): calcium ion binding
Source: RefSeq, a predicted model, not a curated record